Messenger RNA from Coffea eugenioides, 5067 nucleotides. RefSeq lists its product as uncharacterized. Gene Ontology annotation, molecular function: nucleic acid binding; zinc ion binding. The transcript is spliced from 10 exons. The record is from RefSeq and is a predicted model, not a curated record. Bases 1 to 5067 code for a protein of 1688 amino acids. NCBI's taxonomy places the organism in Eukaryota, Viridiplantae, Streptophyta, Magnoliopsida, Gentianales, Rubiaceae. Gene Ontology annotation, biological process: DNA integration.
AUGGGAAGUUUGAAAGUAUUUGAGCAGCUUAUAUUUCUUAUGGUUGUACUUGAACAAUUUGAUUGUAAUUUUCGUAUAGUAUGUCCCUAUCUAUUGCGAGCGUCGCUGGAAGUAUUUAAGAACCGUCGAUUGGCUAAGUUAUAUGCUGUAUGGAGAAUGGUAAUGGACACGCUAAUGUGUAGGGCCACUUAUGCCUACCCCAAUGAGCUAGUACUAUUCCUGGAUGAUGAGCGUCGCCAGCUGAGGGACGCUAACUUCACUUUGUCUCAGGAUGUAGAAGAGCUGAGUAUCAUGGUGGACACUCAGUUCGACCGCAUAGCAGAGUUAGAGCAGAGGGUAGCAGCGGAGCAUGCUAGGCUGGAGGCCGCUCGCGUGGAGAUAGCGCGUCAGAGAGCGAGGGUGACUCGAUUGGCUGAGAGGAUACGUGAUAGGAGCGUCGGCAUCAGGGCAGAUGCCGCGAUGAUGAUAGAUGAGGCCACGAGAAGGGGCCGCGGGAGACCCACUAGACAACACCCGGAAGCGGGUAGAGAUAGAGAGCCCGAGGUCAACCCAGACCAAGGCCAAGAGGGCGGGACCGGAGACGGAGUAGCCACCGCUAUUAACCGUAUCACUGACGUCCUAGAGCGCUUGACUGAACACCAAGCUGCUGGACCAGGGCGCCAUCAGGGAGGUCCAGUUGAUUCCGACGAUCGGGCACUGGAAAGGUUCCUGAAGUUUGGACCCCCCAAAUUCUACGGAGGACCCGAGCCGGAAGUGGCCGAAGGCUGGUGGGAGAGGAUCACUGAGAUCUUCGCCGCCCUAAACUAUACGGAGGAGCGAAAGGUGACUUUUGCCACCUUCCAGUUUGAGGGAGCUGCUCGCUCCUGGUGGAACCUAAUGAGGAGAGAGGACGAUUUCAUUCGAUGCAAGCAAGGGGCGAUGAGUGUCGCCGAAUAUGAAAUCCAGUUCACAAAGCUAUCUCGCUUUGCACCUGAGUUGAUAGCCACCGGGCAGAGGCGUGUUCGGAGGUUUGUACAGGGUUUGAAUGUAGAACUACAGGAAAGUUUAGCCGCUGUGAGGAUAGAUACUUUCGCAGAUGCUGUCGAAAGAGCUCAGAGAGUUGAAGUAGCUAGAGCUCAGGUGAAAUCUUUUCAGGCUAAGGAAAGAUUUACCCCCAGCAGUAGUCGAGAGCCGACGUAUAGAAAUACUCCACCGGCUAAAGUGGGCCGAGGAACUGGCGGAGUGACUAGUCCCGGAGCACCGCGAGGUGCACUAGCAAGGGGAAUCGGGGCAAGGAAUGCAGGGGGAAGAAACAAUGGAAUUAGAGGGGGACCGGUUGGAAGAGGACAACCUAGGAAUACCUCGCAAGGAGGCCGAGCCAUAAUUCCCCAAAUGACUUGUUUAUACUAUAAGAAACCUGGCCAUACCAUGGAUAGCUGCUGGAAGAGGCAAGGAAAGUGCCUGAAAUGCGGAAGUAGCGAGCACCAAAUUUCUGGGUGUCCAAAAAUGCAAGAAGGGACUACUUCGAAUGCUAGACCAAACACUUCUGGAGGGAGCCGGCCGACAGUUCCUGCCAGAGUGUAUGCUAUAGGUGACCAACCUGUACCUAAUGCCUCGGAAGUGGUGGAAGGUACACUCCCGAUUUUUCACCGAUUAGCUAAAGUGUUAAUUGACCCUGGUGCAACCCAUUCAUUCGUUAAACCAUCCUUUAUGUCUGGAAUAGAUGUGCAACCUGUUAAAUUACCCUUCGAUCUUGAAGUUAGAACACCCAUGGGUAAUAAGAAUGUAAUCACUAGUCUGGUUUAUAAGAAUUGUGAAUUCUGGAUUGGAGAGCGUAAAAUGCUAGUGGAUUUGAUCAGUCUGGACAGAAAAGGUUAUGAUGUUAUAAUAGGAAUGGAUUUUCUAGGCUAUCAUCAUGCUAAACUUGACUGCCGAGCGAAAGUGGUGAAAUUUUGUAUACCUGGUGAAGCAACCCUGAGGUUAGAUGUCAAAGGUAGGUUAGCAUCAUCUGCUAUGAUCUCAGGAAUUCGAGCCAGGAAAAUGUUGUCUAAAGGAGCUCAAGGUUUCUUAGCUUUCUUGAUAAACGCUCCCAGUGACCAAGUGAAGCUGGAAGAUGUACCAGUGGAUCUGUUGGAGAAAGGUUUUGUGAAGGAGAGUGACUCACCUUGGGGAGCACCCGUUCUAUUCGUGAAGAAAAAAGAUGGAAGCUUGAGGUUGUGUAUCGAUUAUCGAGGGUUAAAUGAGGCUACAAUUAAGAAUAAAUACCCUCUAUCGUUGAUUGAUAGUCUGUUCGACCAACUGCAAGGGUCAGUGGUCUUCUCUAAGCUGGAUUUAAGGCAAGGGUACUAUCUGUUGAAGAUCAGGAAGGAAGAUAUACCUAAGACUGCUUUUAGUACAAGAUACGGACAUUUUGAGUUUGCAGUCAUGCCUUUUGGAUUAACCAACGCACCAGCUGCUUUCAUGGACCUAAUGCAGAGAAUUUUUAAGAAGUAUCUGGAUCAGUUUGUAGUGGUUUUCAUAGAUGAUAUCUUGAUUUACUCUAAGACUCGAGAGGAGCAUGCUAAGCACUUAGAGGUGGUUUUGCAGAUACUAAGAGAACAUAAGCUGUAUGCCAAAUUCAGCAAGUGUGAGUUUUGGUUGACUGAAAUAUCUUUUCUAGGACACAGAGUUUCUGAAGAUGGAAUUGCCGUGGAUCCGGCAAAAGUUGAGGCCGUUAUGAGUUGGAAACAACCAGAAACUCCAACUGAAGUUAGAAGUUUCUUGGGCUUAGCAGGUUAUUACAGGCGAUUUAUUCAGGAUUUCUCGAAAAUUGCAGGACCUAUGACUGAGCUAACCAAGAAAGGAGCUAAGUUUGUCUGGACUCCGAAGUGCGAGUCAAGUUUCCAGGAACUAAAGAAGCGGUUAACAUCCGCUCCUGUUUUGGUUUUACCUGAUGGAGGUGAAGGUUACGCUGUACAUUCUGAUGCUUCCAGAGCAGGUCUGGGAUGUGUUUUAAUGCAAAUGGGUAAGGUAGUUGCCUAUGCGUCUAGGAGAUUGAAACCCCACGAGCAAAACUACCCAACUCACUACCUAGAACUAGCUGCAGUAAUUUUUGCCUUGAAGAAAUGGAGACACUACUUGUACGGCGUUACUUUUGAGGUUUUUACGGAUCAUAAGAGUCUCAAGUACUUGUUCUCCCAAAAUGAGCUGAAUUUGAGACAAAGGCGAUGGGUAGAAUUCCUGGAAGAUUAUGAUUGCUCGAUUAAUUACCAUCCAGGAAAAGCCAAUGUGGUGGCUGACGCUCUAAGUAGGAAGGCCCAAGUAGCAGGGUUAAUGGUAAAAGAGUGGGAUAUGUUAGAGGAAAUAAGUGGUUGGAACCCUCGCUUGGAGAAAUUGAAGGUUUUAUUUGGGAACUUAUCAUUGAAGUCACCGUUACUAGAGCGUAUUAAGGAGACCCAGCAAACGGACCCUAUGAUUCGGAAGAAUUUGGAGAAAGUACAAAAAGGGGAAACCCAAGACUUCAAAUUAGGGCCUGAGGGGGUAUUGAGGUCUCGAGAUCGAAUUGUGGUUCCGGCAGAUGAUGAGAUAAGACAAGGAAUUCUAGAAGAAUCACAUCGGUCAAAGUAUACUAUACACCCAGGGGUGACUAAGAUGUAUCACGAUGUAAAGGGAUUAUACUGGUGGGAAGGUUUGAAAAAGGACGUGGCCGCGUUUGUGCAAAAAUGCUUGAUCUGCCAACAAGUAAAAGCUGAACAUCAAAAAUCCUCUGGAUUAUUGCAACCGUUAGAAAUCCCUGAAUGGAAAUGGAAACACAUAACAAUGGAUUUUUUAACGGGCUUACCUAAAAGUCAAAAAGGUUUUGAUGCAAUUUGGGUAAUAGUCGAUCGACUCACUAAGUCUGCACACUUUUUACCUGUAAGCAUGAGUUUUUCAUUGGAAAAAUUGGUCAAGUUGUACACAGAAGAGAUCCUAAGGUUACAUGGUAUUCCAGUGAGUAUCGUGUCUGAUCGAGACCCAAGAUUUGUCUCGCGUUUUUGGCAGAAAUUUCAGGACUCUUUGGGGACCAAGCUGAAAUUUAGCACUGCGUACCAUCCCCAAACCGACGGGCAAUCGGAAAGGACAAUUCAAACUUUGGAGGAUUUACUGAGGUCGUGUAUACUGGAUUUUGGAGGUAAGUGGAGCCAAUAUAUGACCUUGGUGGAAUUUGCAUACAAUAACAGCUAUCAGGCUUCGAUUCAGAUGGCACCUUAUGAGGCUUUGUAUGGAAGAAGGUGUCGAUCUCCGAUUCAUUGGGAUGAAGUUGGAGAAAAUAAAAUCGUAGACCCUACAGCUAUACCUUGGAUUGAAGAAGCCCAGGAGAAAGUAAAACUAAUUAGAGAAAGGCUUCAAGUUGCUCAGAGGAUGAAGAACGGAAAUGGAGCCCCGGCGGCUAAUGGGAAUGGCCAUGAAGAGCCCCUUAGGCCUAUUUACUACCGAGCUCUAGGGGGGGAGCUCAUGUUGACCUUCGCCUACCCGAAUCAUCUUGUGCUUGCUCUGGACGACGAGCGUCGUCAGCUGGUGGAUCUUAACCGAGAGUUACAGGUAGAGGUGGACGAGCUAAGACAGAUGGUGGGCGCUCAGGGUGAGCGGAUUGCCGAGCUUGGGGAGAUGAUCAAGGGUGAGGUGGCCACAUCCGCAGUUGUUCGUGAGGAGCUCGAGAGUACUAGGGCUCGACUUACUAGUUUGAGAGGGGAGGUCCGUGGUCGGGCUUCCAGGAUUUUGACUCAUGCUACUAGGCUAGUGGAUGAGGCGAUGGAGGCAGUCCAUAACUCUGAGAAGGAAGAUUCGAAGGAGGAUCCUGAGGAGGAGGGACUUUAUGUAGAGAUACAAGAGGGCUUGGCUGUAGCCCAAAUCUCUACGUUCACUGAGGCACUAGAGAAAGCUCAAAGGGUAGAAAAUGCAAGGAUGCAAGUAAGGGACUUCCACAAUAGAAAAGAAACUUUUCUAGUCAUACCUCUGGACAAACUAGUAAAAGUGCACAGCCUUCCAAAAUGGGAAGAGGAGCGGGAGGACCGAGGACUGCCGGAGUUUCGAGAGGAGCUUUAUCUAGAGGAGGUCGUAGUGGACUGA